This is a messenger RNA of Panicum virgatum (switchgrass), 1418 nucleotides long. Its product is annotated as EPIDERMAL PATTERNING FACTOR-like protein 2. NCBI's taxonomy places the organism in Eukaryota, Viridiplantae, Streptophyta, Magnoliopsida, Poales, Poaceae. The coding region runs from base 394 to 867 and encodes 157 amino acids. The record is from RefSeq and is a predicted model, not a curated record. Gene Ontology annotation, biological process: stomatal complex development; guard cell differentiation. The transcript is spliced from 3 exons.
CGCACAUGAUUUCUGUGAAUGCAGCGGCCACCUGGCUGGAAAGCCUCGCCAACGAUGCUCAGCGCCUAGCCUGCUACCCACAUCUGACCACCCCCAUCUGAUCUCGGCUCCUAGCUCUCUCUUCUCCCAAAAUACUAGCAAAUAUCCUAUCCUAUUUAGCUCUCCCUCCUCUCUUCUUCCUCCUCCCUCCUUUCCUCAGCCACGCCCAACCACAACCAGAUUGCAAAGCUGACGCACAUAGACAUAGGCCUAGAAGAUUCAGAUCAAGCUACUACCUAAUAAGCACCCUCUGAUUCUGCAUUAGUCUCGUUCCCUAAUCCAUACACACUCACUCUCUCGAUUACCUCUCUCUAAGCAAGAACUACUCGAGCACCACACACUCACACGAGCUAGAUGGUCCAUUCCAUGCAAUGCAGCAGUGUUCACACGCUCCUGUGGCCUCUCUUCUUCUCCAUCCUCCUCAUCCUCACCUCUUCAAUGGAGGCAGCAUCCUCAGAUGCCAGGAGGCUGCCGCUGAGGCUACUAGAGGUCGGCGUUGGCAAGUUUGAAAUGUGGGUGAUGCUGAAUCAGGAUGAGGAUUCAGCCAUCAGAGGCGAGAUGAGAGUGCGGAGGGCUCUGAUCGGGUCGAGGCCGCCGAGGUGCGAGAGGGUGUGCAUGUCCUGCGGCCACUGCGAGGCGGUGCAGGUGCCCAUCGUGCCGCAGGAUCGCCGUCAGAAGACAGCCGCCGCCGCCGGCGCUGCAGAUGAGGAGGAGCGCGUGGUGGCCGCCGUCGGCGCCGCCAUGUUCACCUACAGGGUGGACGGCAUCACCAACUACAAGCCGCUCAGCUGGAAAUGCAGAUGUGGAGACACCAUCCUGGAUCCAUGAGCAAGAACACAUGCACUCGCCAUUGCUUGCUGUGCAGAAAAUGUAAAACAACACUUCUUUCUUUAUUUCCUCGUGUUCAUCCUCCUCCUCUUCUUCUGGAUUGCGUUGGUUCCCCCCCCCCCCCCAGCAAUUGCUUCUUUAAAUUUUGUCCCAGUGAGGUUGAAGAUGGGGGAAAUUCAGAUUAUUAUUUGGAUCUGCAAAUCAAAUUUGCUGUACAGUUCAUUAGAACUUGUUUCAGCUAGGCAGCAUGCACCUGGCCUUGUCAGUUUGGCAUUGAAUGCGCCCGAUUUGGUGCUGAUUCGGAGGUGGAGGCGAUUAAUCAGCUGAGUGCAUUCAAGUCACUGGUGUACAGUGCGUGGGGACAGGGGCAAACAAACACCUGCUCUCUGCUCUGUCUGUGCGAAGUACUGUAGCUCGGAGAAAUCAUGCACUCCAUGGAGAAAUUCAGAUUGUUUGGUGGCUGCCAUUGCUGCAGACUACUACUGUACAGAGCAACUGCGUACGAUUUCUGUCUAGUAUUUGCCUUCAAGUAGUAAAAACCCAAAUCCCUC